AUGCGGCGGCAGGUCAAUAUAGACAAAACCGGUGGGAGGAGAAUCGCAAAGUUUCAGAGUAAGGUAGGGGGGGAAAGGGAAGAAGCAGUGAAGUUCUUCUGGGCGUCUGAAGGCAGCAGCAAAGCGAAAGGAACUGCACGGGGCUGGAAAAGCCGGUGCCAGUGUGGCUCAUGUCAAAAAGCGCGAGGAUAUCUAAGACCUCGGAUCGCAUUCGGUGGAGCCUGUGACUGCAACCACCGGCACUAG
Messenger RNA from Aspergillus costaricaensis CBS 115574, 246 nucleotides. RefSeq lists its product as uncharacterized. The transcript has 4 exons. NCBI's taxonomy places the organism in Eukaryota, Fungi, Ascomycota, Eurotiomycetes, Eurotiales, Aspergillaceae. The coding region runs from base 1 to 246 and encodes 81 amino acids. The record is from RefSeq and is a predicted model, not a curated record.